AUGUCCAAUGUAAUGCUUGACAAUAAUUUGUUUUGUGAUUUCUCAGGUUUAAAUGAGUACAGCUCAAUCUGGCGGUGUGCUCAAGCAAGUGGUGGGUAUUUCCUGACGCAAUUAAUAAAGCUGCUUCUUCUGGCCACGUUCUUUCCGGCAACAGAUGCCGAAGGAUUUUCUGUUUUACCGGAGCUACUGAAAAGUAGUGCUGACGUUGUUGACAUCAUUGGAAUGCAUGUAGUAAUGACACAUCUGCUUAACGGAAAGGGAGAAGUUCGGUUUUUGGCUGGUGGCGUGGGUUGGGGUGCUGCUCAUUCUGUAGCCAGUAGCUUCGUACUAUUCUGGGUUGGAGCGAGGUCUGUCCAUUUAAAUCGUUUUUGCAACAAGGCAAAGUGA
This is a messenger RNA of Angiostrongylus costaricensis, 387 nucleotides long. The record is from the annotation of a GenBank genome assembly. Lineage: Eukaryota; Metazoa; Nematoda; Chromadorea; Rhabditida; Metastrongylidae.